UGGUCUUGGAUCACAGAAGACAUUGGGCUGCUUACACAUGCAAGCAGAAUCCAGCAAGCGUCUACGUGACUGGGUUGUAUCAUCAGUUAUGGUCGUUUGUAGGUCGUGGUAAUUCUGGGUGAAUCUUCGUAUCUUUACACUUGGAUCUUGUUCUGCAUCCUCGUCUAAUUUCUGAAGAGACAACGCAGGGACGAGUGUCGCCCGACAUAGACCUCACCUACACUCCACGACAAUUGACACGACCAUGGUCCUGGUCUUCUGGAGAACAAGAUGAAAACGCCUCAAGCUCAACAUCGCAAAAAUGGGUACCACGAGAAAGAAAGGACGAAGAACAAGAGGAUGAUGAAACAAGUGGAGAUCAUAAGAAGUUACUUGAUGGGGCCGAGGCAGAGAUGAAGAAAAGGCAAGAUGAAGAUAUGGGCGAGGACGAAAGAGAAAGACAGGACACUAAAAUAAAAAAGAACAGACGCAAUCUCGCAGAUGAAGUCGUAACUCACUUCAAUCCGCUUGCAACAAUGUUCCUACAGGGAGAAGAGGGCGCCAUUAAGCACCUUUUCGCAAGGGACUACCGUUUUAGGUCAGAAAGGAGAAGUAGACGAUUGGACGAAGAUGAUGUAGAAGUUGACAGACGUUCUGGGAUGAAAAGAGACAGCAGUACUAGGGAACUAAAAUCUUCUAGCAGAAGCGGAACACUGAGUACGCCAAUAUCUCCGCAAGGAUACUAUGCUUUGCAAAACACUGCCAGAAUAGCGGAAUGGCGCGAGGAGCAUAGGACGAAUAGCGGAAUGAAAGAGGAAAACUACACAAAAG
This is a messenger RNA of Amoebophrya sp. A25, 810 nucleotides long. NCBI's taxonomy places the organism in Eukaryota, Dinophyceae, Syndiniales, Amoebophryaceae. The record is from the annotation of a GenBank genome assembly.